This is a messenger RNA of Lagopus muta (rock ptarmigan), 6082 nucleotides long. RefSeq lists its product as uncharacterized. The record is from RefSeq and is a predicted model, not a curated record. Lineage: Eukaryota; Metazoa; Chordata; Aves; Galliformes; Phasianidae. Bases 113 to 1051 code for a protein of 312 amino acids. The transcript is spliced from 2 exons.
UGUCAGCAGGAAGACGGUACCCCACCCCUCACGUCCAGAUCCACUGGUGGGGAAUCUGAAAAGGAGAUGUAAAUGGAAAAGGCAACGGUCCAGUAGCAGAGGUGAAACAGAAAUGGUGGGAUUUCAAAAGGAGGGAUUCUUAAAGAACAGCACAUCUCAGGGGAGGGAUCAACUGCCAGUCCAAGUGGCAGAUGUCACUGGGGAACAAGAUGGGGAGGUUCCUGGAUCCUCGGGGCAAGCUGGCCGUCUCCGAGGGAGCUCGCCGUCCACGCCGGCUGAAGAACAGGAAUCCUCGGUGCCUGCCUCUGACGAAGACUCACCGGCCAGGACCACAGAGAGCUGGCAGUGGCCGUUGUCCUCGUCUGAAACGCACAGCAACGUUGGGGAGGAUUUUGAGGGAUUUCAAACGCCAGCGCGGACUCCGGAGUGUACCAUGGACAUACAGUCUCCCGGGGAUCAGUCACUCAGUAGGACUCCUCAGUUUGAAAGUGACUCUCCUGAGGAGGAGGGCAAUGAUGAGAUGAAUGAAGAGCACCGCGGUGUUGAGCCUGUCCCUAGGGAUCGGGGUUGGAGAGGGCAGCCCCAGCUAACAGAGGGAGAGAAGCUGUUGAUGGAAACCAACAGUAGGAUUGUGCAGCUGCUGGAAAAUAUCAAGAGGGAGCAUGCACAGUCCAUGGGUCUCAUGUCACAGUCCAUGGGCCGCAUGGAGCUGCAGCUGGGCAUUGUGGCUACCUCCACAAGAGCCAUCCAUAACUACCUGUCAGAGAUUUUAGCUUUUCUCAAGCAGCCACGGACGCAGGUCCUUGAAACACGCAUCUCCCAAAGAGCCACCCCCCAUGUCGAGUUAACCUGUGCCUCGACAUGGACUGGUGAGGACGCAGUGGCAGCCUCCACUGUGUGCUUACCAGGGGCCGAAGGGACGAGCGACUCUCGAGAACCGCCGCAGGCCACGCUGCCUUGUCGCAGUGGCCGGCUGCAGAGAGCCAUAACCGAGAGGGCCUCGUUGCCCAUGCCUACACGCCAGGCAAAAGGGGGAGGGAAGAAAAAAUAACCACACCGUAGGAUUUUUAGGGUUUUUUUUAAUGUGCCUGUCCUUUUAAUUCUUAGCCAUAAGGCCAUCAGUGGCAGAUUUCAACCAUUUCCUACAUUGGCUAACAUUGUAUUCUGGCUGACUAGAUUAGUCUAACAUUUUGUAGUUUAUAUUUGCACUGUUAACAAUGUGUGCUGCUGGUAUUUGAAGAACAUUUGCCUCUGUUCUUUCACUUUAACUUCAUACAAGCAUUUUUUUACUCUGUGCCAGGCAUUCAUUGCUUUUCUUACAAAUACAAGUCAUUUCUUGAGGCAGCUGUUUUUUGAGUUUUCUUUCUCCAUUAUCCCAUCCCCUCUGAGCAAGCAUUCUGGAGUUGGUGGUAAGUAUACAGGUCUUGGCAAUACUCGCCUCCAAAACUGUGUUCGAUCAGUCUUUGCCUGGUGUUUCUGGCAUGCCAGCCUGAGGUGUUGGGGUUAGCCUGUACUGGAUCAUGAUCAUUCUUAUCCUCUGUGGGUCUGACAAGCUCACUUUCUAAGACCCUCGGUGGAGCUAAUCCACGUGUCUUGGCUAUGUCUUAUUAGAAGUAAUGUUGCCAGGAUCAUACCUCAUAUUUAUCUUUUGGGGCUUGUACAGUAAUGUGCCACCAGAUCUAUCUAGGUACCUGACUCUCAUUUUCAAAGUUCCUUUUACGAUGGAUCUGGUGGUUGGAUGGGCAGCAUUAUUUUUCCUCUGAGAGAGUCUGGGAUUUGAAACAGGAGUCACUAAGCAAUGUGUUCUUGGGGAUAAGAGCCAUCUCCUUCACCAAAUCUACUGGGAGGAGACUGUCCCCUGUAAUUAUCACAGAUAUUAAUUAUUUAAGAAAAUGAAAAGAAAAAAAGAAAAAGAAAAAAAAAACUUGCCUAGCAGCCAGACCUCUUGAGAAUGUAAAUGUCAUGACAUGCUGUUGGGUAUUGUGCUACUAUGUCUGUGAUUAAGAGUUUUUCAUCAGAAAUGACCUACGUGCUGAUAAAAUACAACUACUUUCUGUGCCUUUAGGCCAUCUAAUUUCCUGAGGGCUGGCACCCUGAGUAGAACAUGGGUGCAAUUGGUAACCCACAGGGCAGAUGGAAAUGCACUUUGCAAUAAAUUAUUUUAUAUCUGUUGGUGCUGCCUCUCUCGGGGGAAUUUAAUAUAGUGGCACUCAAAUUGCUAUAUGCAUGCAGAGGCAUCAGACUGGCUUAUCCAUGUGGUAUCCCUGACAGUUCUCUGGAAGGAUGCUGUUACCAGGAGUCCCUUGAGCGUGGUAACUAAUGAUCACAGGUGUAGCAUGGCUCCUGUGUUUGACUCUCCACAUAUCUUUGUAACAUUUUGUAAAGAUUUAGAGGAGUUUAUAUGGCGAAGCAGUGAUGAAUUCCUUCUUUGGCAAAUACUAGAAAAUAACUGUAGGCCUAAAAAUCCUCUUCUGUGAAUACAGCUGAACGGUGCUCUCUCUGUCCAGUGAGCCAUAGCCUCUUCUUUCUCGUCUUUCUCUGAGACUGAAGUUAAUCAAAAUAAAGCACAUACAACAUUUUGUUAUUCUACCAGUCAGCCACAGAUUGCUCCCUUAUAAGUGUGUGUGCGUGCGUGCUUGUGGCUGUACAUUGUAAAAUGAAUGGUUUAAUGAUGAAAUGCAGCUGGCAUGGCCAACCUCCAGUGUAGGCUCUUUGCAGUAGAGAAUAUUUCUUCCCUUCCACCUACAUCCAGCUGCGUUCCCUCUGAGACUACCAUUGGAGGCGUUCUUCUUCAGUCACACUGCUGACACACUUUACACAAGGUGCAAAUUUUUGUACCUCUUCCAUGGCUUUUUUAUACUUCUUUUUGUUAAAACUGUUUGUAAAUGUAUCCUCAGAGAAUUUCCAAUACAAGCUUGUAAGAUUCCCCUCUCAUUGAUACAAGAAGCGCAUGCUGUCGAAUAUUUAAGAUCACAAGAAGGAGAUGUGGGAGAGAAGCCCGUUAGUGAGCUUUGAGAAAUUAGUCCAGUAUGUGCGGCCUUCUGAACACUUGUUUCUGGUGCAUACGUGGUUUGCACACUGGUACUGUGAAUAUGAACAGCUAAGCUAAAGGCAAAGACAAGUGGAAGUUUGUCCCAAUAUGCUUACAUCUUAUUUCUUUGGGAUAAGUUUGAACAAAGCUGAAUAUAAAUCAGCCAAUUAAUUUUCUUGGCCUAAUUAAUGUGUGUCUGAUAAUACAGUGAGAAUGUUUUUAUUUUACGUAGUAUUUUCACUUCAAAAGUGUGGUGCAGUAGUGUGGUCAGAUGCUAAGUAAGAUUUUGAUGUACUCUGCAGGACCCGCCAUGUAGCUGCUGCCAUUUAGAAUAAAUUGCAUUCCACUGUAGUUUUGAAAACACACCCUCUGCUCUACCUUUGCGUUCGGAUCAAAGACAGCAGAGAAAAUCAAAGACAUCUGCUGCGCAGAUGCAGUAGUGCUGCUGUUGGAAAAACUGCCUGAGGAACACCUAAAGAGUUCCUUGCAAAGCAGCUUAAGCUGUCACCUGAUCUCUCCCGUUGCUCACUGCUUUAGCUAGAUGUGGAAAGACCCAAAACCACUUGAAUGGGAGCAGUUAUAGGGUGAGAGUGACUAAGAACAUGUCCACAGGCAAGAAACCUGCAAUAAACUCACACAGAAUAAAGUUAUUCCAGCUGGAAGUAGUAGGUGGUAUUAAUAAUUGGUACCAACUGAUAUUUUGGUCAGAUCUUAAAUUAAGAUCUGACUUAUAGUGUUGUCUAGCAAAAUCAGUGCAGUUGGAGAGUAUGUAUGUUUCAUCCCCAAACAAAUAUUUUCAUGCUUUUCAAGUGUCUGUCAUAGCCUCAUCACUCUUUCCCUGUAGCUUUUUGUUGUCUGAAUGGGUAUAUGGUUACAUGUGUCUGUUAAAAUAAAAGGGGAUCCUUGUUCUUACAUGGUAUAUUUAUAUUUCUUAUUUACAGAUUUUGAGUACCUAAUGCCUCAUUUUCACAAACUUCCUUCUCUCUCAAUCCCAAAGACCAGUUUUUAGGCCUUCUGGGAUGAUAAAAAAGGGUGGGAAAGACUUAACGUGAAAUUUCUCCACCCUUGAAGCUCUUGGUGAUAGAUCCCCUAAGUACAGUUUUACGGUCUAGCCAUAUUUUUGUUGUAUAGGUCAAAUGUUAAUGGUGACACUGUUGCUUUAUGAUGCCUUUUGCUGAGCAGAAGUGCAGAUAUUUUUCCUUCAGAAGGUCAAAGUUUGUAUUACAAAAUCUUAUGAAAUGUGACUUGAAGUUUAUUUUAUUUUUGAAUACAUGUGAUGGUUUUAAGAUUUUUUUUCUUCCUUUCACCAAAUGAUUUUAAACACUCAGAAAUAAAGCAGACCAAUGAAAAAAAAAAAAAAAAAAGUCAAACGAUAACUUCAAUUGAAUAGAAACAGCAACAUCACACUUGUGAGAAAGUUUUCAACAGUGUUCUGAUUCUCCCUAAUCUUUCCGUUCCUGCCUGCUCCCUGACCCUCUGUGACACUAAAAUAACCACUCCUAGGACAACCUGCUUUCUAACCAGAGGGCUAAAAGUUCUUCCCUCUCUUCUUCUCCUGCUUAAAAUGUCAUCCUUGCAUCUGCCAGAUCUACUGUUUAGAGGGACCAAAAACUUUUUUCCUCCUGCCUUAUUCCCAUCCAUAUCCAUAUCCAGGGCCCUGAGUAUGCUGCUCUCCAGUGAGAGGUAAAGCUUAAAUCCCUUAAUCUGAUGCUUUGCAGACUAGCAUCAUCUGUAGACUGCCAAAAGCCUGCUUUUUUUUUUCAGUCUGUAAUAACCUAAUGGAAUAGAUACCCUUUUCUGCUGAAAUAAAAAUUGAACAUUUGGGAGGUGGAUCUAAUUGCUGAAAAUUAACAGUGCUCCUGCUCAUGUUGUGAAAGCCUAGUAGCCAGGCUAAGAUAUUCCAUUUAUAUAAGUAUCACAGCCAAUAUAACUGAUCUCUACUCUGGUGAGACUUCAAAGGAAAAGACACUAAAUUAAGAUAAUUAUUAAGUACAGAAUAAUCAAUAUGGUGCAGUCCAUUUUUUCUUAGGGAGGCAAACAUGUUGAAAGGGGUAGAAAGGAAACUUGUUGGUAUGGUCUAACUUUGGAUUCUAGUACAGGUUCAGAAAUCAAACUGUUCUGCUGGCUUGGGCUACUCAUUUAAUUUCUCCAUGCCUUAGUUUUGUAGUAGUAGAAGUAGCAAUAAAGGAGCUGUAAGGCUAUAAUUAGUUGAUUGGUGCUUGGAGGUCCUCAGUCUAAGGAAUGUAAUAAACACUGAUGAAUCUUGUUUGUGACCACAGUUGGAACUGGGGCUAAAGCAAAUGCUCUUAAGUUCAGAAGAUCUCGAUCAAAGAUUUUUCCCUGUAUUUUAUCGUCAUGCCAUGUGAAUCAGUAAAUUAGAAUCCCAAAUCCAAAUGUUGAAGUUGUCAUUCUGAUUUGGACUUUGACUGUUUGGUCUGUUUCUGACCACAGCUAAAUACGUUCCCAAAGUUAAUAAAAUAAUAAUAAUUAAAAAAACAAAUAUUCAAAUUUCAUUUAAAGAAUGAUGCUGUUGCUUAUAAUGCUAAUCUUAUAAUCCAAAAUCAUAUAGGUUAAGACAUGAUUAAUUGAGGAAAAUAGGCAUAAAAGAGCACUUCUGGAGUACUUGUUAUUGUCCAAAAUAUCUCUGAAAUUCUGAUGACUAAGUACAGUCUGCUUAUCUCUAUUUGAAACAGUUCUUUACAGAUUCAUUAUUUCUAAAGGUCUUCUUUCCAUUUCUAUAUAGAUAUUGUCCCUUCACAUUUUGAAGGUUUGAAGAAGAGGAUUGUUUUUCGAGUCACACUAAGUAAACAUUAAAUGCAUGCAGGCUUAAAACUAAAGCAUGCAUGUUAUGUAGCAGCAAUAAAAAGUGCUCGGCUUGCACGACUUAUGAUGCUCAAGCAUUGCCUUGUUAAAAUGCCAAAAAGAAAAAAAACCUUUUUCUUUGCAUUUUUUUUUUGAAAAGUAAAUCUCUUCCUUUGACCUUGCAAUACUUAAUUUUUCAGGUUUUGGACAAAUGAUAUUUAUUUUACUGAAUACUUUUAUAUUACAGAU